Molecule: messenger RNA, 7861 nt
Organism: Chlamydomonas reinhardtii
Lineage: Eukaryota; Viridiplantae; Chlorophyta; Chlorophyceae; Chlamydomonadales; Chlamydomonadaceae
Exons: 15
Coding region: 206-6625 (2139 amino acids)
Biological process (GO): actin filament bundle assembly
Cellular component (GO): cytoplasm
Molecular function (GO): actin filament binding; metal ion binding
Source: RefSeq, a predicted model, not a curated record
GUUUUAGGGAUAAAACUCAGGCCAAGCCAAUUCCUCGGCGCCGCGCCGGAACAGACGCUUGAAGCUCCACUGUUUAUUGAUUCUGAAGGCUUAUACGUACAUAUACACGGCAUUACUCGCUUGCGUGGGUUGAGCAUAAGUCAGAACAGGGACGUAUGCUGAAGUGGAUGCACAUGGCUGACGGGGGCUAGCCCCCUCGUUUAGAAUGGAGUCGUCGGGAGUGCCUCCCGGGAACGGGGCUUGCGGCACAGCAAGCCCCAGCAAUGCAGAUGGGACUUACGGGAGUCGGAAGUCCCGAAUGGAGCGGCUGGACAAGUCGCAAACGCUGUCUGCGACGUUGGACAGCGAGGACCGGCGCGUAAAGGAGCUGACGGAGGGCAUCCUAUAUGACUUCUUACCAGCAGCCCUGAACGUGAUGCUCCCGCGCUGCGAGGACCCGCUACAGGAGCUGGACGCAGACAGAUGUCGAGCCGUGGCGAGCGCGGCGCUGGCGGUUUCAGCGCUAAUGAACGCACCGCCGGGGUUCUUGGAAUUCCUUCUGUGCGUGCCGUGGCGGAAGCUGUCGCAGCUGUACCCCAAGUCGGACUCCAUUGACAAGCUGGUAUCCAACCUGCAAGUGACGGACGAGGAGCGACGCAAGCUGGUCAACACGCGCAUCGAGCCGGCGCUGAUGGGCAGUGUGCUCGACUUCCUGUAUAAGGAGAAGCACCUGGACAGCGUGCCGCCUAUGCUGCAGCUCACGCCUGUGAACCCGCUUCAGCCGGAGGACAAGUCGGCGCCUGUGGUGGUGCGGGAGACCGUGGCGGCCGUGCUGGACGGGGCUACCCCGCUGCACUGCGCUGCGCUGCGCGGAAACCCGGCGCAGGUGGACCACCUUCUGUACUGCGGCGCGGACCCCACGCUGAUGACGGCUGCGGGCGAGCUGCCCAUCGAGCUUGUGCCCAUGUGCGGCGACCGCUCGGCGGGCGCCAGCACCGCCGCUGCCGCUGAGGGCAGCGCGGGCGGCAGCAGCACUGGCGCCGCGGUCCGCAAGUGCCGCUGCAUGGGUCCGCACGACCAGGAGGUGUGGGAGUGCCGCAGCCGCCUGGCGCGCAGCCUCAUUGCACGGCGCUGCUUCUUCAGCUUCGGCGUGGGGCUGUUCAGCUGGGUCAAGCUGAUGGUGUUCUGUCUGCUGUGCCUGCUGGGCUACGCCGGCUGCUACAACAGCAUCAGCAGGCCGACGGUGGAGCGCCACAUCGACACACGCCGGCAGCAGAAAGUGGCAGCGGCACGAGCUCGCGCCCACGCAUUAGUUACGCGCAUGCGGUCGGAGGCGGAGACGGGCCACAAACACCUAGAGCAGGCAAAGCGUGAAUGUCUGGAGUCGGCGGCCUUCCAGAAAGGCCCGCCCGACAUCACGCAAAUGCGCUUCACCGACCCGACCAAGUCGCCGCUGCCGCCGCCGCCCCAAAUCAACCAAAUACACGACAUCAACUUCCACUUGCAGGAGAGCGGCACCUCAAGUACGGGCGAGGAGCUGGCCUCGGAGAAGGCGUUCAAGUGCUUUGUGCGCUCCGUGCACGCACUGCAGUCCCUGGAUCUUCACGGUGACACGGUGCCGCAGGUGUUUGCGGAGCUUGUGCAGGCGGGCGGCGCAGAGAGCCGCGAGACGCACGUGCUAGAGGAUGAGCAGGCGGACCUGUACUCGUGCUGGGCGGAGAGCGUGCUGCUCAAGUUCCGCGGCUGCACCUGCCCGGGCUGCGCCGCGCUGGCCAUCCAGGCGGUGCGCAUGGCGCACAUACAGGCCACGCGGCUCUUCGGCAAGGUGGACCGCGUCAAGCAGACGCAUGCUGACCGCUGGCGAGCCGUGGGGCAGGCGCUGGCGCGCGUGGUGUACGUGCACAUCUGCCUACUACUAGAGACGGAGGCACAGGCGUCGCCCACGCGCUCGCUGGUGUGGCGCGCGGAGCAGUGCCUGCGGGAGUGGGACCGGCUGGAGAAGGCGGGCCUGACGCAGGGCGCGGGCGUGCUGGAUCCGCGCCACGUGUCGGCGCUGCAGCUGUGGGCCAAGACGGCCGACAGCGAUCUGUACCUGGCGGAGGCGCUGCACGGCCAGUCGCUGCCGCCCACCAAGACGCUGCAGGAGGUGGUGCUGGGCGCCGUGAGCUACACGGAGGAGGGGCUGCCGCUACUGGCGCGGCCAGUCAACGCCGAGGUGGUGGCGGGGCUGGAGCACGCGUUGACGCUGGCGGGUCUGCCCAGCCCGCUGCUGGCACACAUUGUGCGCAGCGUUGUGGCGAACGCCAGCGCCGAAUUGGCUGCGGCGGCGCGGCUACGGGAGCUAGUGGGAGGCAAGGCAGGCGGGGGCGGCGCGGCGCCGGGCGGCGCCGGGGCGGGCGGCAGCGGCACCGCGGAUGCGGUGGCGGCAUUGAGCGACGCGCUCCGGGCGGCGGAGCCGUACCGGACGCGGCUGGGACCGGAGGUGGAUGCGGCGCUGGAGCUGCGCAGCAAAUGGACCCAGCGCGCCAGCGCGGUGGAGAAGCUGGAGGGGGCGGUGGAGGAGGUGCGGGGCUACACGCUUGCGCAGCCACUCAGCUUCUCCACCGGUGCGGAGGGCGGCGCGGGGCCUGGGGCGGGCUCGGAUGCUGCUGCAGCCGCGGCGGCUUCGGCUCCGGACCUGGUGGAGUGGGACCGGCGCAUGAAGCAGCUGGAGACGGCCAUGAAUGAGGCCAAGGAUGCCAACGUCAGCGUCACCAAGGCCAAGCGCCUGCACAAGGAGAUGGCUGCGGUGGCUGCGGCAGCAGAGGCGUCCCGGCAGCUGGAGCUGGUCAUGUCGCGGCGGCCGUCGGGACCGGCACAGCUCAAGCAGGCGCUGAACAAGGCGGAGAGCGCGCUGAGCAGCCUGAGCGGUCUGGGCGGCCCGCCGGUGCCGGGCGCCAGCGACGUGCUGGGGCCUCUGGUGGCGUCUGCGCGCCGGCGGUUGGACACGGAGCGGGCGGCUGAGGCGCUGUCCAAGGCCGCGGCCAGCUACCGCAGCCUGGCGGACCUGGCUCGCCUGGAGGCCGCCAUCUACAACGCCAAGAAGAUUGGCGCUGAGGAGCUGGACCCCGAGUCCUACCGCACCAGCCUGGAGCUGCGGGCGCAGUUGCAGGAGGCUGCGCGGGCGCGCAGCGGCCUUGAGACGGCGCUGCGCAACCUGCAGAACCAGCUGCGACCCGAGGACGCUGAGGCGCUGGAGCGGGCGCUACAGGAUGCCACAAAGUGGGAGGAGCUGCUGAGCGGCGAUACAGCCAAGGCGCGCAAGGCGCUGGAACAGUGGCGCAGCAUGACUGUCAGCGACGCCAAGCUGGCGCGGCUGCUGCGCGAGGGCGCCAGCCCGGCCGUGCUGGCCAAGGCCAUCCAGGAGGCCGCCGCCUCGGGGGUCAAGGUGCAGAACGCCAAGCGCGUGCUGAAGUUGAUGCAGACUCUGGAGGCGGCCCUGGGCGGCACGGCCGUGGACGGCGGCGCGGCGGAGCGUCACGCCGCCAUCAAGUCGCGGCUGGAGGCGGCGGAGGCGGGCGGCGUGACGGCGGGGCCGCUGCCGGAAGCGGCGCGGCAGGCGCUGGCGCGGCUGGAGGCGGAGGUGGCCCGGGAGGCACUGGAGGCGGCGCUGAAGCCGCACUCAGACUGGGCCAUGGCACACCGCAUCAGCGUGCUGCGGGAGGCGCUGGAUAAGGCAGAGGGCAUCGUUGGUAGCGGCAAGGCUGAGGCUAACGGCGACACGGCACCCGCCAGCAAGCAGGCGAAUGGCUCGGCGGGCGGCAAAGGUGGCCGGGGCAAGCGCAGCAGCGGCGGCAGCAGCAGUGCAAGCUCGGCGGCUGGUGAGGCCAGCGGUAGCGGCGGCGCCGCAGCAGCAGGCCCAUCGCCCGCGCCUGCUGGCCUGGUCGACGAGUCUGCCCUGACAGCGGUGCGUGAGCUGGUCCAGCGCGCCCGCCAGGUACUGGCUGAGGACCAGGCGGAGCUGGCGCGCAUCGAGCGCGAGCGGCAGGAGGCGGAGCGCGCCAGGAAGGAGGCGCUGGAGCGCGAGCGGCUGGAGCGCCUGAAGCAGGAGCAGGAGCGACAGAAGCGGGAGAAGGCGGAGGCGGCCGAGCGCGAGCGGCUGCAGGCGGAGAAGCGGGAGAAAGCCAAGGCUGAGAAGACCCGUCAGCAACAGCAGGCGCAGCAGCAGGCACAGCAGGCGGCACAACAGAAGGCCAGUGCUGCGGCUGCAGCUGCAGCAUCAGACAAGUCUGCAGCAGCUGUGGGCAAGGGUGCGGCGGCUGGCAAGGGUGCAAAGGGCUCAGCAUCGGCCGCCGGGGCCGGCGGUCGUGGGGCGGGCGGUGGCAAAGGCGCGCCUUCUGCUGCGGCUGGUGCCUCCGGCAAGGCCGAGAAUGCCGCUCACGGCCGCGCUCAGAAGCAGCAGCAGUCCAGCCACAACGCACAAGCAGCUGCGACGGCGGCUGCAGCCGCUUCGGCUCCAGCCCCUGCAGCCGCUGCGGCUGCGACAGCGUCCACAGCCUCCAUGUCGGCGGCCGUGGCGGCAGCGGUGCAUACGCGCGGCGACUCGCUGGACAGCCUGGGUGAGGUGGUGCACAAACUGAACCGCGACGUCAUCAAGGCCCUAGACCUGGACAUGGACGUGGAGACCUCGGGCAGCAGCGACAGAGGCAGUGUGGCGGUGGGCGGCGUGGCUGGCGGCGGCGGUGUGCUGGUCAGUAUGGCUGGUACGGCGGGCGGCGUAAGCCGGGCGGACGGCGGCAGCAGCUUCGGGCGCUGCGGCAGCGGUGCCGCCGCCACUACGGACGGCGUGGCGGACGCUGUACUGACGCCCAGCCAGCGCACGUCUUCUAUCAUGUCGUCCAUCGCGUCGGCAGAUGACGUCAUGCUGCUGCAGAGCGGCGGCGGCUCCGGCAACGCUGGCCCGAGCGCCGGCGCCGCGCCCGGCGCUGGCGGCGUCUCGCUGUCCACCGUUUCUAACGGCUUGGCAACCUCAGCGGCGACCGGCGCGGACGCGGCUGGGCUGGGCCAGGAUGCAGGCGCUAUCGGCACUGCCGCUGGUGCCGGCGCAGCCAGCAAUAAGCCCCCGCGCUUCGGCUUUGUGGACCUGGGCGGCGCCAGCUGGGGCCUGGACAGCCCGCUGCUGUCCAAUGCCGCGGGAGCUGCGGGGCUGUUCCCGUCGCUGCAGAGCAACAUGGUGGGCGCGGAGUUCGGGUCCAUUCUCAGCGGCGGGCUGGCUCACAAGCCUGGCGCCGGCGGGGCAGGCGGCCCCGACGGUUGGUCCACGGCUGGUGCGGGCAGUGCACUGGGCUUUGGCGGCAUAGGCCAUCAUGGCGGUGGCUCCCAGGGCACCCCGCUGCAUUCAAGCCUGGACGACUCGGCUGCGCUGAUGGCGGCCGUACUGGCGCGGCACCAGCAGCAGCUGCAACAGCAGCAACAGGCAGCCGCGGCUGGGGCUGUUGGCGGCAUGCUGAUGGGCGGGCUGACCGUGAACACGGGCAGCAUGGGCGUGGACGCCAACGGCCUGGCGCUGCUGUCGCAGGGCGCACUGGCGUCUCCAUCCAACCGCUCCACCGUCUCCACCUCGAACGCGGCAAACAUGCACGGGCUGAUGCAGGUGCGGCCGCAGCCAGGAGCCGCCUCCAUGAUGACAGGCUCUGCCGCGGGUGGCGGCACCACAGGGCGGCCCAGUCUGCAGCUGGCCAUGCCCCCGUCGGCACUGGCGGGCCAGGCCAGCGCGGACCGGGCCAGCCGCGCCGGCUUCUGGACGCCGCCCACCUUCCAGGGCGCGGGACUGGAUUUCACCGCCUCUGCAGACGCGCUGGGCGGGCUUGGCGUCACUGGGGCUGGUGGCGGCAUGGAUUGGCAGCAGCAACAGCAGCAGCCAGGUCUCAAUGUCACGGGCACCACUGACCUUGGCGGUGGGCUGCAGAUGCUGCACCUGCCGGCGCUGAGCGGGCUGGCCGGCGCGCCAGGCUCAAGCCUGCGCGGCAGUCUGGUCGGCGGCGUCAACGCGGCCGCAGCGCCGCAAGCUGGCGGUGCCAGCGGUAGCCGCGUGUGCCGCUUCUUCCUGCAGGGCUUCUGUCGUGACGGCGAGCGCUGCCGCUUCGCGCACACCACCGCGCUCAGCCCGCCCACACCCGGUGCGGCGAUGGGCAGCGCGCCCUCCUCCGCCCAGGCCGCUGCAGCCGCGGCUGCCAACAGCGCCAUUGGCAGCUUCGCCUUCGGUGCCCCGGGUGCCGAGGCGUUCGCGCCUCUGGGCGGCGGCCUGGGCCGCAAUAGCACUGCUGGUGGCGGCGGCGAGCCUAUGCUGCGGCCUGGCUCGGUGCCGGGCGGCGGCAGCAUGACGAGCAUGGCCAACGGGCUGGCGCUGCUGGAGCGUGCGCACCGGAACUCACAGAUAGCCGCUGCGGCAGCCCAGCAGCAGCAGCUCACGGCGCUGUACGGUGCGGGGGGAGCGCCGCCCUCGCCGCCCAGCGGCCGUGCGUCGGUGUCGGGGGUGUCGGCUGCGGGGGGGCCGCCUGCCUCCACGCAGCAGAUGGUGCUGGCACUGCCGGACGACCUUACGUUCUCGCCGUCCUCCCACCCGAGCACGCAGGGCAACGGCGUCCUGGCGCCCGGCCACCUCUAAUCAGUUGACGUCGCGACCGGCACCCCUGUUCAUUGCCAGUGUGGUAUUCCAAUGAUUAUGAGCCCAUGCCUAAUGAUGACCAAUGCUACAUGGUUUUGGAGAAGUUAGGACAGAAGCUACAGGGAGGAGAUGGGCGCGCAGGCUGCAGGUAGCAGGUAGCUGGUCAUGAUGCUUUUUGCGGUUGCCCUUUACCGCACAGUAGUCUCCUUUUGCAGUCAGUGUCGCAUGAUUGCACUUUGCCGGUAACGCCUAGUUUCGAUGGUCCUUUAUGAAGCCGUUGACACUUUGCACUCUCAAGUCAUGCGGUCCAACGAAAUUGUACUGUUCACCUUGAAGCAGUGGAGCAGGCAUCACGAACAAAUCAACGAAUGAAAGCAAUGGAACAAGACGAGUUGCAAAUAAAGUUCGUUUGGGCCGGGGCGCUGCUUGCUGCCCUCGCGCGCGUGCGUUCUUUGCGGUGCCGGGUGCUUGCAUGGCUUGCUGGUACGUGUGGGUAGCGCACUGCACAAGUAAUGCAGCGAUGGGCAUGCACGCCCAGGGUAGCGAGACAUGAAUACCUAUUGCUGUGCGGAGGGAGAGUCAAUAUCAAGUACUGGGCACGGCACGGUAUGGCACAUGACUGAUAUAGGACUUGCUCCUAAGAAGUCACGGUGUAACACACCCACGGGUGCAAGUGCUGAUGAGUGAUGAUGGGUGCUAGCAUUGGAUAGCAUGGGAGAAGGUGCCGCAUGCAGGAUGUGGCUGGGCGAUCAAGCGAGUACUGUAUAGACCAGGGUUGCACUGUACUAGCCAUUUUCUUAUAAUACGUGUAUUAAUACGCAGUACACAGCUUUCUAGUACAAUACACCAUAAUUCACUUAUAAUACGCCGGCGAGCAAGGGUUAGUACGUGCAAUAGUACGUCCCAUGCAGCCUAUGCCCGGUCCCAUUGCAAAUUUCGCUCUCCGUGUUCCUCCUUAGUAUCCUUCCCUGUAUCCUACUAUACAUGACCAUACUCGAGGUCGUUGCAGCUCGCUAUGCUGUUGGAAACGCAUACAUGUUGUUAAAUGUCGAGAAAUGAGCGGAGUGACAACUGCGCAGCCUGUUUUGCAUACUGUUUUGCCAUCAAGUUUAUCCAUCCAGAGCUCCAUUGCGCGUAUCCAAUAGGGCAGGCUCGGUUCGCGCAUCGCAUCGGCCAUGAUAUCAGGCUUUUGGUUGUGAGCAACUACACACACACAGAAUCAUAUUAUGCUUAAGA